UCAAAGAUGGCGGACGUACCUCAGUUAGUGAAGGACGCACUUCUCGCAUCCAGUGAACCUAUGCCGCCAGGCUCGGAAGAAGUGAGAGGUUAUGACUUCAGUAAUGGGGUGGAUUAUCACGCUUUACUCGAGUCGUACAGAACUACCGGAUUUCAGGCCAGCAACUUCGGAAAAGCAGUGGUAGAAAUUAACAACAUGAUAAAAAGGAAGUUGGAACCUCUUCCAGCACCUGAAGAUGGCACAUCAAACUGCGAUUAUCUUGAUCCUGGUCAGCGUCCAAUUGAUAAUUGCACAAUCUUCCUUGGAUUUACAUCUAACAUGAUUUCAAGUGGUGUACGGGAAACAAUUAAAUACUUAGUCAAAAACAAUAUGGUUGACUGUAUAGCUACAACAGCUGGUGGUAUAGAAGAAGAUCUUAUAAAAUGUAUGGCUCCAUCAUACCUUGGUGACUUCUCACUGCGAGGUGUUGAGCUGAGGAAAAAAGGCAUAAACAGAAUUGGGAAUUUGCUUGUACCAAACAAUAAUUACUGUAGAUUAGAGGAGUGGAUUUUACCACUGUGGGAUAAGAUGCUUGAAGAACAAAAAACACAGGGUGUAAAAUGGACUCCAUCAAAGGUUAUUUCAAGAUUAGGUAAAGAAAUAAAUCACCCAGAUUCAGUCUGUUAUUGGGCUUACAAGAAUAAUAUUCCAAUUUUCAACCCAGCACUGACAGAUGGAGCACUUGGAGAUACACUGUAUUUUCACUCUUACAAGAAUCCUGGUUUAGUUAUUGAUAUUGUAGAAGAUAUUAGGAAAAUGAACAAUAUAUCAGUAUAUGCCAAAAAUACAGGAAUGAUAAUUUUAGGAGGCGGUCUAAUGAAGCAUCACAUAUGCAACGCAAAUCUAAUGCGUAAUGGCGCCGACUUCUCUGUGUUCGUCAACACAGGCCAGGAGUUUGACGGAAGUGACUCAGGUGCCAGGCCUGAUGAAGCUGUGUCCUGGGGAAAAAUUAAGAUGACAGCUUCGCCUGUAAAGGUUUAUGCAGACGCUUCCUUGGUUUUUCCGCUCUUAGUGGCGGAGACCUUUGCCCGGAAUUUUAAAAUGGACAAUUAGGAUUGAAAGGGGGUAAGCGAUAAGGUGAAGGAAAAAACUUCGCCAAUGGAGACAAAUUUUGAAGCUUCCAGGAUGCUUUGAGUGAGAUUAAAAGACGGCGGACGUGGUCCAAAUACAGAAGAUUCUCGACAUUUUGUCACCGCAGUAAUUGAAUUUAUUCAAUGGAAAGUUCUGGCCUUUAAUUGUAGUUUGCAUAAACAAUGGUUCAAAUAUUCGUAGGUCGUGGGAAGUAAAUAUAAUGCCAUGUCGUGAAGAUUGCUUGGACUUUAAUUCUUGCACACUUCGAAACUAUUGGCGCAAUUAACGAU
Messenger RNA from Pocillopora verrucosa, 1400 nucleotides. RefSeq names its product deoxyhypusine synthase-like. The record is from RefSeq and is a predicted model, not a curated record. Gene Ontology annotation, cellular component: cytoplasm. Gene Ontology annotation, molecular function: deoxyhypusine synthase activity. NCBI's taxonomy places the organism in Eukaryota, Metazoa, Cnidaria, Anthozoa, Scleractinia, Pocilloporidae. Gene Ontology annotation, biological process: peptidyl-hypusine biosynthetic process.